Messenger RNA from Vigna radiata var. radiata (mung bean), 3022 nucleotides. RefSeq names its product BEL1-like homeodomain protein 1. Gene Ontology annotation, molecular function: RNA polymerase II cis-regulatory region sequence-specific DNA binding; DNA-binding transcription factor activity, RNA polymerase II-specific. NCBI's taxonomy places the organism in Eukaryota, Viridiplantae, Streptophyta, Magnoliopsida, Fabales, Fabaceae. Bases 482 to 2707 code for a protein of 741 amino acids. The transcript is spliced from 5 exons. Gene Ontology annotation, biological process: regulation of transcription by RNA polymerase II. The record is from RefSeq and is a predicted model, not a curated record.
UCGGUUUAAUUUCUUCUUUUCGCUCCCGAGAUAAUAGAUACAUACAUAUUAUACAUAUAUAUACCACUUUUCAUGCCAUCUUUCGUUUUUACUUUACUUUAUAUCAUAUUCUCAUUUUUCUCCCUUUCUUAUAAGAUCUUCUGUCAGUCUUUUCUAUCUCUCUUCUCUUCUCUUCUCUUCAACAACCCCCUCCUUCUAAAGCUUCUCUCUUUCUUCCCGGUGUUCGUAUAUUUCAAGUUUUCGCGUUUCUUUUUCAUCUGGGUGCUUUUUUUUUUUUGGCUUCAAUAACUGAAACAACUGUCUUCUGGUGUGUUUUUAAGGAUCUGUCACUAGCACAUAAUCUGGAGGCGCAUGUGUAAACUGGUAUAGCUUCGAGUUAAGAAGCUAAUUGAGGCUUCAGAUCAAGAAACACAAACUAGUUGAAAAGAAAAAGAAGGUUUUUGUCGUGCGGUCACGAGAAACAGAAUUUUUUGUGACAGACAUGGCGACGUACUUUCAUGGUAGCACUUCAGAAAUCCCUUCCUCCGCUGAAGGGUUGCAGACACUUUACCUUAUGAAUCCAAACUACGUACCGUACUCUGACGCGGCGCAACACCCAGCGCAAAACAUGCUCCUCGUCAAUCCCAAUAGCGCCAGUAACACUAGCCCCACUUCCGCCAACGCGCUCAACUUGGGUAACUUCACCCACGCGCCUCCACCGCCAUCUCCCAACAACCACCGUGACCAACAACACAACCACCACCACCACCACCUGAUUGGGCUUACCAUUCCCUCGUCAAACAUCAUCGGAUCCAAUACCGCCGCCGGAGAUCACGCUCGCCCAUCGUUCCUUGGACAACAUGAAUUCUCCGGCUUUCACAGCGGUGCUGCUGCGGCAACAACAGCAUCAACUUCUCGUUCUAACUAUAACUUAUGGGGUUCCAUAUUCGAUCAAUCUGCUUCGAAUAUGGUGACAACAACAAACACCCCAUCUGAAAAUAUAGGGUGUGUUGCUUCCACUGUCAAUCCAUCGACCCAGAUUGGUUUCCACAGGCCGAAUCAUUUGUCGCUAAGCCUUUCUUCACAACAAACACCUUACAGGUCUCUAUCCGGGGACGUUCAUGCUAUAUCACCGGCGAGCCUCGGCGGCGAUGAUAUGAGGGGUUUGCAGAACGGGGUUUCUAACAUGCAUAGUGUUGUUUUGGGUUCCAAGUAUUUGAAAUCAACACAGGAGCUUCUUGACGAAGUUGUGAAUGUGGGGAGGGGAAUCUCGAAAGGGGAGGAAUCUAUGGAAGGGGCUAAGAAAGAGAAGAUGAAGGGGAAUAUUGAAUCAACUUCUGGGGUUGGUGAAGGUUCGAGCUGUGGAGGAGAGAACAAUGAUGGAGGGAAACAAGGAGGUGAGCUCGGCACGGCACAGAGACAAGAGCUUCAGAUGAAGAAAUCCAAGCUUGUGAGCAUGCUCGAUGAGGUGGAGCAAAGGUACCGACAGUAUCACCACCAAAUGCAAAUUGUGGUAACAUCAUUUGAGCAGGCUGCGGGUGUUGGAGCGGCAAAGUCUUAUACAUCCCUUGCGUUAAGGACAAUCUCAAAGCAAUUUCGGUGUCUGAAAGAUGCUAUCUCUUCGCAAAUCAAGACAGCCAGCAAGACCUUGGGUGAAGAUGAUUGCUUAGGAGUUAAGGUAGAAGGUUCAAGACUUAGGUAUGUUGAUCAUCAACUGAGACAACAACGUGCGUUGCAGCAACUAGGAAUGAUCCAACACAAUGCUUGGAGGCCCCAAAGAGGCUUGCCUGAACGUGCUGUUUCUGUUCUUCGUGCUUGGCUUUUUGAGCAUUUCCUGCACCCCUAUCCUAAGGACUCCGACAAGGUUAUGCUUGCAAAACAAACAGGACUUACUCGGAGCCAGGUGUCUAACUGGUUUAUAAAUGCUCGAGUUCGGCUAUGGAAGCCAAUGGUUGAAGAAAUGUACUUGGAGGAGGUGAAGCAGGAACCGAACAAUGGCUCCCAAGACAAUAACAUAAAUAGAUCAAAAGAAAACAACAAGGAGUUAUGGUCAGAAACUAAUGCUGCUACACAAGAAUCUGGUGGCAUGAGACUUAAUCAAAUUAAUGUUCUCCAAUCAAAGACAGAAAGUUUCAACAAUAACCAAACCACUUCCCCAACAGAGAUCUCCAAUUCUAAUUCACUCUCAACAUCUCCAAUGGGAGGUGGAGGAGGAGGAGGAGGAGGAGGGUCUCUCCAAUCUGGUUUCCAUCUCGGGGACAUGCAAAGUCCAAACAAACCAAGAAGCACUUCUGAAAUGCAAAACUCUCCUGGUAGUAUCCUUUCAGUGGACAUGGAAAUGAAGCCUCAUCAUGGAGAGACAAACACCAGAGAAGGAACCAACACAAAGUUUGGCAUUGAAAACCAUGGAGGGGGUUUUGGAGCAUUUCCCAUGGAAGAUAUUGGAAGGUUCCAUCAUGUCACUGAACAACUGGCUCCAAGGUUUCAUGGAAACGGAGUUUCUCUCACUCUUGGACUUCCACACAGUGAGAAUCUUACCCUCUCGGGAACUCAGCAUGGAUUCCUCUCUCCGAAUAUGCAUUUGGGAAUGAGAACAACCAAUGAAAAUGAGUUUUGUGGUGCCAUGAACACCCCACCUUCUUCUCAUUCAGCGACCAGUUAUGAUAACAUCGACAUCCAAAACAGAAAGAGGUUCGCUGCGCAGUUGUUGCGGGAUUUCGUGGCCUGAGAAUUGAUUAUUAACUCGCUAGCUAGGAUAAUGAGAUACCCCACAAAGGAUAUGAAGAAUUUUCUUUUUCUGAUGUUGCAAUAUUCCACACAACACAAUGCAGUUCAGAGUGUUUUCUCACGACACACUAACUUAGCAGAAGAAAGUUAGCAAGGAAAAAGAAACAACAAAAGAAAUGGAGAAGCAUAUAUGAAUGUUUGUUCAAACCCGAGCACUGCUUAAUUAAGUCACGUGCAUGUCCUAGCAUGGGAGGGAAAUAAAUUGCUCCAAUGUAUAAAAGUGGAAACUGCUCUAAGAUUAUAUAUAUAUAUAUAU